GCGUUUUUGCGACAGCGGCGCCGUAAAGCGCGAAGGUGUUGACGGUACCUGAGGAGGAAGCGCCGCAGCAGAGCAGCCAUGAGCAGAGCUGGGCGCAGCGGGGCUGGGCAGCCGCCGGCCGCCGCCGAGCCCAGCGCUGCCGAGCUGGAGGCCGAGCUGCUGCAGCUGGGGGCGAAACCUGGCGGGAGGCGGGGGAGAGCUCCGGUGUCCAUGGAGGCCAUAGAGAGGAUGGCAGCGCUGUGCAUGCGGGACCCGGGCGAGGAGGAGGAGGAGGAGGAGGAGGAUGAAGAUCUGGAGGGCGAGGAGGAGCUGCUGGUGGGAGCUGAGGGCUCCUCCUUUUGGGGGAAAUUCGGCCCAAAUUGGGGCUUUGGCGCCGGAAGUGGUUAACGAGCCGCCCCUCGUUUGCAGGCUGAGCUGCAGGAGGUGCUGGGGGGCGGGGGGGGCGACUCAGGGGGCGCGGAGCCCCCAAGGAAGGUAAGGGGCUGCUGGGAUGGGGGGUCCUGGAAGGUUAUGGGGUCGUGGAAUGGGUUGGGAGGGUCCUGGAAGGUUAUGGGGUCGUGGAAAAGGUGGGAGGGUCCUGGAAGGUUAUGGGGUCGUGGAAAAGGUGGGAGGGUCCUGGAAGGUUAUGGGGUCUGGGAAUGGGUUGGGAGGGUCCUGGAAGGUUAUGGGGUUUUGGAAAAGGUGGGAGGGUCCUGGAA
Messenger RNA from Phasianus colchicus (ring-necked pheasant), 698 nucleotides. The record is from RefSeq and is a predicted model, not a curated record. NCBI's taxonomy places the organism in Eukaryota, Metazoa, Chordata, Aves, Galliformes, Phasianidae.